Molecule: messenger RNA, 1418 nt
Organism: Archocentrus centrarchus (flier cichlid)
Lineage: Eukaryota; Metazoa; Chordata; Actinopteri; Cichliformes; Cichlidae
Gene: triqk
Product: triple QxxK/R motif containing
Exons: 4
Coding region: 206-460 (84 amino acids)
Cellular component (GO): endoplasmic reticulum membrane
Source: RefSeq, a predicted model, not a curated record
GGCUGUCUGUGAUUGACGUUGACGAGGAAAACAGGAACUGUCCGCGGAAGAAGCGAUGUGUUGGCAUUUCGGAAAAAUUUAGAUCAAAGUACAAUAAAAAGGGUGAAAUCGGUCGUCCUGCGGGUUCACGUAAAGCAGCCGUGCAUUUCGUAACGCAGAAAAACGUCUUCUUAGCGACGCGUCCACACAGUGUUGAGGAAGGAGGAUGGGGAAGAAAGAUGCCAGUGCGACCAAAUUACCAGUUGAUCAAUACAGAAAGCAGAUUGGCAAGCAAGACUACAAAAAGACAAAGUCGGUUUUGAAGGCAACACGGCUGAAAGCUGAAGCAAAGAAGAACUCGUCUGGAUUCAGGGAUGCGUUCCUGGUCGUCGCCGCGAUCCUGUUCUUCGUGCUCUGUGUUUAUGCCUUCUUCUACCUUAACCUGAGCACGGAGAUUAACCUGGACGUGGACGUGGAUUAAUAAGAGGUGGACAGUAUGCCAAAUACUGCACAUGAGCCAAAUGGUUAACUCAAGCUACCCCUCCCCGCCCCACCCAACCACCACCACCACCACCACACACACACAGAAAAGACACAAGCCAUCACACAUUAAUGUUUCAGGGGUUUUUUUAUGAUGGUUUUUUUUUUUUGGAAUUGAUUAGAUGUCGAUCAUUGUUUUCUGGGAUGAAUCUGUACAAUCUAAAGUGAGGUCUUUAAAAGAAAGUGACCUCUUGCUUAACAUUUUGCUGCAAAAUCUACUUUGUGUAAAUAAAGUUAGCAUCCUUUUACACAAGCAAUCCGAGCUACAGUGGAGACUAAUCUUCGUUUAGUCAUAUUCAGCAGAGUCACGUCCCACUGUUUUCCCCACUGAUAGAAAAAUGUAAAUCUCCUGCUGAAGCUCUUGUCACAUUGAGACAAACAUUCGCCUCACAUUCCAGUGCACCAACCUCUCCUCCCAGAUAUCUGGAGAUCACAAAGUGUGAGAUUAGAAUCCACAAAGCCCUUGUCCUGAUUGAACAUGUGUGCAGAAUACAGAAUAACACGUUGCCUGACAUACAUGCAGCAGAGAGACUGACAUCCUCAGGGUAAGCAUAUAAAUAUGAUUUGGUUCAUCAGUUUGAAUGUAAAAUGUGGAGAUAAUUGAUGGCUGACGAGAUGUGAGCCUGCCUUUUUUUCCCUUACAAAAAACACUCAUUUCAUUCCAUCUUGUGUGUAUUGUGUUCUGUCGAAUGUGAUAUGUCUCUAUAGAAAGGAAUAUGAAGGACUGUCAGUGUUUCUUUUUUUUUCUACUGCUUCACUCUUUGUGCCUGAGGGCCAGCACGGUGCAAUCACUUCAGUUUAACUGUUUCCACUUUUUGAGAGAUCGUUUGUUGGCAAAAGUACAGUCAGUAGCUUUUAUUAUGUUCAUAUACAUUUUUUUUUUUUUUUGUGUGUGUGUG